Messenger RNA from Tetrahymena thermophila SB210, 1785 nucleotides. Its product is annotated as kinase domain protein. Gene Ontology annotation, biological process: activation of GTPase activity; nucleocytoplasmic transport. Gene Ontology annotation, molecular function: GTPase activator activity; small GTPase binding. The record is from RefSeq and is a predicted model, not a curated record. Lineage: Eukaryota; Ciliophora; Oligohymenophorea; Hymenostomatida; Tetrahymenidae. The transcript has 19 exons. Gene Ontology annotation, cellular component: cytosol; nucleus; perinuclear region of cytoplasm.
AUGGUGAAUUAUCUUUAUUGUAAUAGGGUCUUCGAUGAGUUUACAUCUGAUUAAAUUGGUGAUGAAGGUGCAUCAGACUUAGGUUCUGCUUUAGCAAAUUGCAUUAAUCUCUCAAAUUUGACACUUGACCUUUACCCUUCUGAAAUAGGUGAUGAAGGUGCAUCAGGCUUAGGUUAUGCUUUAGCAAAUUGUAUUAAUCUCUCGAAUUUGACACUUGACCUUAGUGAAAAUUAAAUUGGUGAUGAAGGUGCAUCAGGCUUAGUUUCUGCUUUAGCAAAUUGCAUUAAUCUCUCAAAUUUGACACUUGACCUUAGAGUAAAUGAAAUUGGUGAUGAAGGUGCAUCAGGCUUAGGUUCUGCUUUAGCAAAUUGCAUUAAUCUCUCGGAUUUGACAAUUGACCUUGGUGAAAAUUAAAUUGGUGAUGAAGGUGCAUCAGGCUUAGGUUCUGCUUUAGCAAAUUGCAUUAAUCUCUCGGAUUUGACAAUUGACCUUGGUGAAAAUUAAAUUGGUGAUGAAGGUGCAUCAGGCUUAGUUUCUGCGUUAGCAAAUUGCAUUAAUCUCUCAAAUUUGAUAAUUGACCUUUAUGGAAAUAAAAUUGGUGCAAUGGGUACAUCAGGCUUAGGUUCUGCUUUAGCAAAUUGCAUUAAUCUCUCGGAUUUGAUAAUUAGCCUUAGUAACAAUUAAAUUGGUGAUGAAGGUGCAUCAGACUUAGGUUCUGCUUUAGCAAAUUGCAUUAAUCUCUCAAAUUUGAGACUUGACCUUUAUAGGAAUAAAAUUGGUGCAAUGGGUGCAUCAGGCUUAGGUUCUGCUUUAGCAAAUUGCAUUAAUAUCUCGGAUUUGACAAUUGACCUUGGUGGAAAUAAAAUUGGUGCAAUUGGUGCAUCAGGCUUAGGUUCAUCUUUAGAAAAUUGCAUUAAUCUCUCAAAUUUGACACUUUACCUUCGUAACAAUUAAAUUGGUGAUGAAGGUGCAUCAGACUUAGGUUCUGCUUUAGCAAAUUGCAUUAAUCUCUCAAAUUUGAGACUUGACCUUUAUAGGAAUAAAAUUGGUGCAAUGGGUGCAUCAGGCUUAGUUUCUGCUUUAGCAAAUUGCAUUAAUCUCUCGGAUUUGACAAUUUACCUUAGUAAAAAUUAAAUUGGUGCAAUAGGUGCAUCAGGCUUAGGUUCUGCUUUAGCAAAUUGCAUUAAUCUCUCGGAUUUGACAAUUGACCUUGGUGAAAAUUAAAUUGGUGAUGAAGGUGCAUCAGGCUUAGGUUCAUCUUUAGCAAAUUGCAUUAAUCUCUCCAAUUUGACACUUGACCUUCAUGGAAAUAAAAUUGGUGCAAUUGGUGCAUCAGGCUUAGGUUCAUCUUUAGAAAAUUGCAUUAAUCUCUCAAAUUUGACACUUUACCUUCGUGACAAUAAAAUUGGUGAUAAAGGUGCAUCAGGCUUAGUUUCUGCUUUAGCAAAUUGCAUUAAUCUCUCAAAUUUGACACUUUACCUUCAUGAAAAUUAAAUUGGUGCAAUGGGUGCAUCAGGCUUAGGUUCUGCUUUAGCAAAUUGCAUUAAUCUCUCAAAUUUGACACUUUACCUUCAUGAAAAUUAAAUUGGUGAUGAAGGUGCAUCAGGCUUAGGUUCAUCUUUAGCAAAUUGCAUUAAUCUCUCCAAUUUGACACUUGACCUUCAUGGAAAUAAAAUUGGUGCAAUGGGUGUAUCAGGCUUAGGUUCAGCUUUAGCAAAUUGCAUUAAUCUCUCAAAUUUGACACUUUACCUUCUGUAAAAACAGUUUAUUAGAUUUGGAUUGUGA